Salarias fasciatus (jewelled blenny) is the source of this 2538-nucleotide messenger RNA. RefSeq names its product BR serine/threonine kinase 1b (gene brsk1b). Gene Ontology annotation, biological process: intracellular signal transduction; protein phosphorylation. The record is from RefSeq and is a predicted model, not a curated record. The coding region runs from base 1 to 2262 and encodes 753 amino acids. Gene Ontology annotation, cellular component: cytoplasm. The transcript is spliced from 20 exons. Gene Ontology annotation, molecular function: ATP binding; protein serine/threonine kinase activity. NCBI's taxonomy places the organism in Eukaryota, Metazoa, Chordata, Actinopteri, Blenniiformes, Blenniidae.
AUGAGCAGCAAGGAGCUGUCGGUGGGCCAGUCCAGCCAGUACGUGGGGCCUUACCGGCUGGAGAAGACCCUCGGGAGGGGACAGACAGGCCUGGUGAAGUUGGGAGUCCACUGUAUAACGGGGCAGAAGGUGGCCAUCAAGAUUGUCAACAGGGAGAAGCUGUCCGAAUCAGUCCUGAUGAAGGUGGAGCGAGAAAUAGCUAUUCUUAAACUAAUAGAGCAUCCUCACGUCCUAAAGCUGCAUGAUGUCUAUGAGAAUAACAAAUACCUGUACUUGGUGCUGGAGCAUGUGUCAGGCGGGGAAUUGUUCGACUACCUGGUGAAGAAGGGCAGGCUGACCCCCAAAGAGGCCAGGAAGUUCUUUAGGCAAAUCAUCUCCGCCCUCGAUUUCUGCCAUAGCCAUUCCAUAUGCCAUAGAGACCUGAAGCCAGAGAAUCUUCUCCUGGAUGAGAAGAACAACAUCAGGAUAGCAGACUUCGGCAUGGCCUCGCUGCAAGUCGGCGACAGUCUGCUAGAAACCAGUUGCGGAUCUCCACAUUACGCGUGCCCGGAAGUCAUAAGAGGGGAGAAAUAUGAUGGUCGCAGGGCAGACGUUUGGAGUUGUGGAGUCAUCCUCUUUGCUCUUCUUGUGGGUGCCUUGCCCUUCGACCACGACAACCUGCGGCAGCUUCUAGAAAAAGUGAAGAGCGGCGUGUUCCACAUGCCCCACUUUAUACCCCCCGACUGCCAAGCUCUGCUCAAGGGAAUGAUCGAAGUGAAUCCCGACAAGAGGCUCACGCUAGAAACAAUACAGAAACACGCCUGGUACCAGAGUGGUCGUAAUGAGCCGUGCCCGGAGCAGCCGCCCCCUCGCCGGGUGUGUGUGAAGAGGAUCGUGUCCCUGUCGGAGCUGGAUCCAGACGUCCUGGAAAGCAUGUACUCUUUAGGGUGCUUCAGAGACCGGGUCAAACUCACACAGGAUCUUACAAGUGAGGAGGAGAAUCAGGAGAAGAUGAUCUACUACCUCCUGUUGGACAGGAAAGAGCGAUACCCCAGCUGUGAAGAUGAAGAUUUGCCUCCUAGAAAUGACUUAGACCCGCCCAGGAAGCGGGUGGACUCGCCCAUGCUGACGCGUCACGGCCGCUGUCGUCCGGAGAGGAAAAGCUUGGAGGUCCUGAGUGUGACGGAGCAGGGGUCUCCCACCCCGCCUCGCAGGGCCCUGGACACGAACGCACACAGCCAGAGGUCUCGAUCGGUCAGCGGCGCGUCCACCGGUCUGUCCUCAAGCCCUCUCAGCAGUCCCAGGGUCACGCCGCAGGGCUCGCCGCUGCCCACCCCGCUGGGCACGCCCGUGCACCAGAUCCAACACCCCUCCUCCACCACCCCUCCCUCCUCCUCCUCCUCGUCCUCUUCUUCCAGAGCCGACGGGGCCGGCGGCGCCUCGCUGACCCCGCCCUCCAGCCCCGGGGGCAGCGGCGGCAUGGCGGCCUCCAGCUCGGGCCACUGGAGGACGAGGCUCAGCUCCAUCAAGAACAACCUGCUGGGCUCGCCGCGCUUCCAUCGACGCAAACUGCAAGUCCCUACAUCAGAGGACAUGUCUAGUUUGACUCCAGAGUCCAGUCCAGAACUCGCGAAAAGAUCCUGGUUCGGGAACUUCAUCUCCCUAGAAAAAGAGGAGCAGAUCUUUGUUUUGAUCCGAGACAAGCCGCUCAGCUCCAUCAAGGCCGACAUCGUCCACGCCUUCCUCUCUAUCCCGUCGCUCAGCCACAGUGUGGUGUCGCAGAACAGUUUCCGGGCAGAGUACAAGUCCACCGGAGGUCCCUCUGUCUUCCAGAAACCAGUCAAGUUCCAAGUGGACAUUGCUUUCUCUGAGGGAGAGCGGGAGCGAGAACGGGAGCGAGCAGAGAGGGAAGGGAGACGAGAGAUGGGCAUCUACAGCGUGACGUUCACCUUGAUAGCAGGCCCCAGUCGCAGAUUCAAACGAGUGGUGGAAACCAUCCAGGCUCAGCUGCUGAGCACUCACGACCAGCCGUCUGUGCAGGCGCUCGCUGACGAGAAGAACGGGCAGCUCUCCCGUCAGCCCAGCACCCCGUCGCGCCAGAACUCCCGGCGUUCCGAGAGCGGGUCGGACCGGGACCGGACAGAGGGGGAGCGCGCGGUGGACGGCGGCGGCGGCAGCGGCGGCUCCGGGAGCGGCAGUGGGACCGUUUUACAGAGGCGAGGCUCGGGGAAGGACAAGACCAGACUCCUGUCAUCGUCCAACGGGACGCAGUCUCACACCUGAAAAGAAUGUCAUGGGGGAGAAGAGUGGGUCGUCCUCUCUUCCUCCAAUAGGUCCUCUCCACCUUCCUUCCCUCCCUGUUUUGUCACUUCCAGCCUUUGCUUCCGAGCUUAAGUCCCAAACCACGGGAUGGAAAAGGUGGUGGGGGGGGGGGGUCUUUCCUUGAAGCUGAUCUGGGGACAUGACGGAGGAUUCGUCUAGACGGGUUGAGCUGAUCUCUAGUCAGACCUCAAGGGCAGCUUCACCCCACUUUAAGAAAGGAUGUCCAAUAAAAAUAAA